AUUAAUCGAUACAUUGGCCGUAAGAAAAAAAUAAACUCAGUAUAUUUGCGCGUUCCGUGUUUCCAUAAGCGCGCCUGUUCGCACCUUUUCAUCCCUUAAUUUGGGUCAGUCAUGUCAUGACCACCGAAAAACGUCACUAUCUAUCAUGUCCAUAACCCGGGAAAAAUAUCCAGAAUAAUUCAUUUUACACCAAAAAAUAAUGAACGAAAUUUUCAGUAGUCUUCCGUCAGACCUAUAGGACUUCCUAUAUAUAAACCUAUAGAACUUUCUUAUAAAAAUGGAUAUUGAAAUAGAAAAUAGUACUUGCACACUAAAAAAACGUAAAGAAAAUGGAAAAAUUGAAGAAACAAAAGAUAUUGAAGAAGAUGAAUUGAAAGAUCAGGAAAAUGAAGACGAAUUUGUUGUAAAGAACGAAAAAAAUCACAAGAGAAAUGAAUGGUUGUGCUUGAAAGAUAUGCCGGAACAUUUGCAGUUUAAUCCGAAUAUUAAAACUGGGUAUAGACCUUUACAGUCUCCUUUGGGAUGUUUCAAGAGCGCUUUUCAGUGGCAUAAUGAGUCUGUUAAUAUUAUAACACACGCUAUACCAAUAUUUUAUAUAAUUUAUACCGUACCGGAAGUACUUCCGUGGCACUCCAAAGAACUCACAUUCCUGGCGUGGUGCCACAUAGCGGGUAUAUUGUGCCCCUGGCUGGGCAGUUUUGUCUACCACAUGUUUAUGAACUUAAACUAUGGCCCCUUGGCAUAUUAUGUCCUCCUGCAAAUCGACAUGCUGGGCAUAUGGGUUAGCCAGAGUUUCGGUGCUUUACCUUUGUUGUUUUCCACAUCGCAUUGCCUUCCAGAUAUUUACAAAUGGUCGCUAAUAUCUUGUUAUUGCUUGUUAAGUAUAUGGGGAUUAUACAAGGCUAUGCUGGCAUGGUCCCCUUGGGACAGGAGACUGUGCUUCCUAUUGCCCUUCCUGUACAGAAUAGGGCUGUGGUUCCUGAGAAUAAGCGGUUUAGGGGGUGGAGAUCCGGCAGCAUUUUUACACGUUAUUUUACAGGACGUUGUAUCGAUAGCUGGCGGAUGUAUAGGCGCGAUACAUGUGCCAGAAAAAUGGUUUCCCGGAUCGGUAGACUUGUGUCUGAACUCGCACAAUAUCAUGCACGUACUGGUUGUAGCUGCAGUCUGGAGCAUGCACCAAGCUACAGUACUCGAUCUCCACUGGAUGGCCAAGCACCAAUGUUCAUCUCUAGUAUAGCUACAUCAGAACCAUAUCCACAUAUAUGGAAAGAAACUUCAUUUUACUUCCGAUUUUAUCCUGCUUUGCGAAGUAAAUUAGCGAGAAUGAAACCAAAGUAGGAGCUUUUUAUUGAGGCCUUUUCUCACAUUUAGUAGAACACAAACAAAAAAACUU
This is a messenger RNA of Sitophilus oryzae (rice weevil), 1393 nucleotides long. RefSeq names its product progestin and adipoQ receptor family member 4. The coding region runs from base 278 to 1237 and encodes 319 amino acids. Gene Ontology annotation, molecular function: signaling receptor activity. The record is from RefSeq and is a predicted model, not a curated record. Lineage: Eukaryota; Metazoa; Arthropoda; Insecta; Coleoptera; Curculionidae. The transcript is spliced from 5 exons. Gene Ontology annotation, cellular component: membrane.